Molecule: messenger RNA, 1702 nt
Organism: Salvelinus sp. IW2-2015
Lineage: Eukaryota; Metazoa; Chordata; Actinopteri; Salmoniformes; Salmonidae
Source: RefSeq, a predicted model, not a curated record
AUGUUGAUGCAUGUGGUCAUCAAUGGGGACAUCAUAUUCAAUGCACAGGAUCCAGAACUACCUCCAGACUUCAUAUUUGGGGAUGACACGGAAUUCUUGCCAGAACCCUCGGAACUCCUGCACCUGGUCCAGUGGGAUGCGGGAGACGCGGAGUGCCUGCUGCAGCUGGUGAAGGAGCUGAUCCAGCAGUACCGCCAAUACCAGUGCCAGCGUCUGCGCGAGAGCUCCCGGCUGCUCUUCGAGUACGAUAGCCUGCUCAAGGACCCCAACUAUUGCAGGAGCAUGGAGAUCUACACUGGGCACAAGAACAGCUGGGCGGGGGAGUUCUCCGCUCGCUUCCUGCUCAAGCUCCCUGUGGAUUUCAGCGACAUCCCCGUCUAUCUCCUCAAGGAUACAUUGCUGGACCCUGGGGAAGAUGUGGCCCUUCUCUCCGUAAGCUUCGAAGACACAGAGGCAACCCAGGUGUUCUUUAAACUCUACCUGUCCCCCAGCAUUGAACAAUGUCUUCAGGUGCAGUAUAUCAUUCAAGGCUACCACAAGAGGAGAGAGUACAUUGCUGCCUUUCUCAGUCACUUUGGAAUGGGGAUGGUGGAGUAUGAUGCAGAGGGAUUCACCAAGCUCACUCCUCUCCUCGUGUGGAAAGACUUCUUUUUCCUUGUCCAUGUGGACCUUCCUCUGUACUUCCCACGGGACCAGCCCACCCUGACAUUCCAGUCUGUGUACCACUUCACCAACAGUGGGCAGCUCUACUGGCAGGUGCAGAAGUCCUACCCUUACAGCCCGCGAUGGGACGGCAACGAGAUGGCCAAAAGAGCCAAAGCAUAUUUCAAGAGCUUCAUUCCUCAAUUUCAGCAAGGGGCCUUUGCCACUGUGAAACUCUAGAAGUGUAGUGUGUGUGAAUGCGCUGCACAUAAGUGACAAUGUACGCUGUACAGGGACUCUCUGUAACUCCAUGUUGAGCUUUGUGUUUUAUGCUUUUCCCUGAAUUGUCUGUGUUUCCAUUUUAUUUAGUUGUUUUUUCACCAAAUUACAGAGAGAAAAUGCUGAAAUGCUGUUGCUAAAAUGGUUAGGGUCAGUAGUUCAGAACCAGUUAGUCUGUCAAUAGACAGAUGUUGGUCUUGCCCAGCCAAGGUGCUACAACCUCAAACAAGGCAUCACUUCUGAUCUUCUGAUUGGUUGUGAGAAAACUGGAAAAGGGCCCUGAACUCUUUGACUGGAGCUUGAUGUGAUACGGUCAUCUUCUGGAAAAACCUUCAGUGGUUCCUCUUGAUUCAUAUAAUACAUUCUUACUAGAGUGGUACCAUUACGUUAUCAUUCUACAGUUGUCUUAAUCUUUGCCUUGAGAGGAGUAUUCCUCAGUACAAUGUACAUUGGAGAGAAUACUGUAUGUUCCAUUUUUCAUUUGUAAAGACCUGUGAUCAUAUUUUAUUCACUUACUCCAUGAAGGUAUGUUACUAAAUGUUUUCUGUUAUAUUUUCAUUUCACCAUCUAUCUCAAUCACUCCUAUUCCCAAUAAACCCUGAAAUCCUGUACUGUCUGUAAAUACAUUCUUUGUUGUUUCAUUAUUAUUGCUUGUCACUAAGCCACUGAUGCACUGUGAUUAAAUUAUGGCCUGUGCUAAAUGUAGCUGUGUUUGAAAGAAAGGGAGAGAGAAACAGGGAAUGGGGGAUGGAUGGUGUGUGAGAGAGAGCGAGACUAACAG